Molecule: messenger RNA, 645 nt
Organism: Sphenostylis stenocarpa
Lineage: Eukaryota; Viridiplantae; Streptophyta; Magnoliopsida; Fabales; Fabaceae
Source: the annotation of a GenBank genome assembly
AUGGGAAAUGGGCAGGAACCACUGGCCAUUCGGUUUCUCAAAUUUUUUGGCCCCAUUCUUUCACAAAUCUUUGGUCUCGAAAAGAGCUUCCCUCAUUCUGACCCUUUAGCUCUGAUUUACCCUGGAAUUCGAAAUAUGGCUGUCUCUUUGACUCGUUUAUCAUGGUGGUUGUGGGGUGGCAAGGAGAAAGAGCCAGUUUCUGGUGGUUCUCCAUUGAAUUCAUCUUCUGAAUGGGGUUUUAAGGAGAGAGAGACACUGAAGUUUCCUUCGGUGAAGGGAACAAAGAUAGCUCCUUCUCACAGGAAGGGUAAAAGGAAAUGGCAGAGUAGGGAGGAGAGGAGACUUGAUAGAGAGUAUGAUGUUGUGUUGGUGUCAUCUGAUGUUGAAGGAAGUUUGUCAGGUUCUGAAUCUGAUGACUCAGAUUGGUCCAUUGGGUGGUUGGAACCUCAUGGCUCUGAAUUUCUUCAGAGUGAUGAUGAUUUGGACAAUAGUUUUGCUGUACUGGUUCCUUGCUACAGGAAGGAGGUGGAGAGUUCAAGCAAGGAGCUUUUGAGUGCCAUCAAGAACCUUCCAAAUGAAUUUUCUUCUGCAGGCAGAAACUACGUGGAACACUGGCUAGCUUCUCUGCAGAAUUUUGAAGCGUAA